Molecule: messenger RNA, 273 nt
Organism: Mesorhabditis spiculigera
Lineage: Eukaryota; Metazoa; Nematoda; Chromadorea; Rhabditida; Rhabditidae
Source: the annotation of a GenBank genome assembly
AUGGGGAAGUUCAUCUCCGACCAGACGAACUUUGACUUCCAAGCGGCCGACUGGGAAAUCUGCGUUUGCCCGGUGGCACAGCAGAGCGGAAGUUGGUUCCAGUCGCAGUGCUACAAUAAUUGUUUCGACCGCUGUCUGAACACGAUGGGGGCGUGUGCCUGGAAUCAGGCUCUAAACCUCAAUUACAAGGGGAGAUGCUGCAUCAACACGAAGAACAACGCUAACCUCAAGAACUACUGCUUCAACAACCAGACCGGUCUCUGCUACCAGACC